CAGAGAGAACGAUAGAAGAGAGAGUUGUAAACGUAGCGCUUUCUACUUCGCUCCAUUUCUCUGCGGACCCAAACACAGACACGUAAGCAUGCGGUUCCUGAGAUCUCGGAUACCCGACCCGAACCCGAAUCCCUGCUUGGCUUCCCGGAGAUCCAUCGUCACCGCAUGCAGAGCCGUUAUUCUUCCCCGCUUCGGCGGCCCCGAUGCUUUCCAGCUCCGUCCCAAUGUCGAGGUUCCUUAUCUGAACCCAAACCAGGUUCUUGUUCGAGCUCGUGCAGUUUCCAUUAACCCGCUCGAUACGCGAAUGAGAUCAGGCUAUGGUCGUUCGAUAUUUGGGCCUCUUCUACCUCUCAUUCUGGGACGUGAUAUUAGUGGGGAAGUUGCAGCUGUUGGAGCUUCAGUCAAGACACUGAGUGUAGGACAAGAAGUUUUUGGUGCUUUGCAUCCAACUGCUGUAAGGGGUACUUAUACUGACUAUGCAAUUCUUUCAGAAGACGAACUUACCCCCAAACCCGUAUCUGUGACACAUGUGGAUGCAAGUGCCAUUCCUUUUGCUGCAUUGACUGCAUGGCGUGCUCUAAAAAGUACUGCUAGGAUAACUGAGGGGCAAAGGAUAUUGGUCGUGGGUGGUGGAGGAGCAGUAGGUUUUGCUGCAAUCCAGCUUGCAGUAGCUGCAGGGUGCAAUGUGACAACUACGUGUGGAAGUCAAAGUGUAGACCGAGCAUUGGCAGCUGGUGCUGAGCAGGCUGUUGACUAUACAGCUGAGGACCCUGAAUCAGUAAUAAAGGGAAAAUUUGAUGCUGUCUUGGACACCAUUGGCGUUCCAGAGACUGAAAGAAUUGGGGUAAAUUUUUUGAAGAGAGGUGGAUACUACAUGACACUUCAGGGUGAGGCAGCAUCACUGGCUGAUAGCUAUGGACUUUGUUUUGGGCUUCCACUUGCAUCAUGUAGUCUACUGAAGAAACAACUUCAAUAUCGAUCCACCCAUGGAAUAGAAUACUCGUGGACUUACAUGAGAGCGGACGCAGAAGGGUUAGAUGAGAUUCGAAGGCUUUCUGAAGCUGGGAAGCUGAAAAUACCUGUGGAGAAAACAUUUCCUAUCACACAAGUGAGAGAAGCUCAUGAGGCUAAAGAUAAAAAGCAUAUACCUGGUAAAGUUGUGCUUGAAUUUGACUAAGCUUAGAUUUAUGCUUUUAAGAUGUGUUGUUUGUUUUGUGGUGUAGAAAACUUUGUGAACUUUUAAUUUUGAAGGUUUAGAUAUGAGAUGGGAUGGGAGUGAAAACUGGAAUGAAAUCUAGGCUCUCUAUACAGUUCUUUCUUCAAUAGCAUUUUUGCAAUAAGAGUUUUCAUGGGGAAAUUUUGCAAUUCUCUUACACUGACAUUCUGUAUAUUCCUAUAGUUGAGCAUAGACAAAUGUACAACACUCAGAUACUUUAAUCAUUUUUCUUUUACAUUUAAAUGUAGUUUAAUCAAUUUAUCUACAA
Humulus lupulus (European hop) is the source of this 1484-nucleotide messenger RNA. RefSeq lists its product as uncharacterized. The coding region runs from base 89 to 1177 and encodes 362 amino acids. Gene Ontology annotation, molecular function: oxidoreductase activity. The record is from RefSeq and is a predicted model, not a curated record. NCBI's taxonomy places the organism in Eukaryota, Viridiplantae, Streptophyta, Magnoliopsida, Rosales, Cannabaceae. The transcript is spliced from 7 exons.